Papaver somniferum (opium poppy) is the source of this 1089-nucleotide messenger RNA. RefSeq names its product transcription factor bHLH95-like. The record is from RefSeq and is a predicted model, not a curated record. Gene Ontology annotation, molecular function: protein dimerization activity; DNA-binding transcription factor activity. The transcript is spliced from 4 exons. NCBI's taxonomy places the organism in Eukaryota, Viridiplantae, Streptophyta, Magnoliopsida, Ranunculales, Papaveraceae. Gene Ontology annotation, biological process: endosperm development; regulation of DNA-templated transcription. Bases 1 to 1089 code for a protein of 362 amino acids.
AUGGGUACCAGUGAUGAGAUAGGAGGAGGUGGUGGUGGUGGUGGUCCAGGGAACUUCUUGUUUGAAAAUCAAACAUGGGCUUCUGUUUUCAGCAGUAUUAAUUCUGAUAAUUCUGGUGGUGUUUGUAGCACUGAAGAACUACAUAAAACUACUACUAGUAUUACUUCUAAGAAACUAAUUGAUUCAACCUCAACUAGCCCUACACUCACACCCACACCAACCCCAACCCCAACCCCAACUCCUACAGCUGUGACACCGCCUGAGCUGGUUGUGGGUCAGACAACCAGUACUGGUCAUCAGAAGCGCAGUAGAGGCGGUGGUAAAAGUUGUACUGGAAAGGGUACUAGUGGUGGUGGAGAUUGGAAUGAAUGUAAAGUUGGCGGUGAAUCAGAUCAUGAAAUACAUAUAUGGACUGAGAGAGAAAGAAGAAAAAAGAUGAGAAAUAUGUUUUCUAAUCUUCAUGCUUUGCUUCCUCAACUUCCUGCUAAGGCGGAUAAAUCAACCAUAGUGGAUGAAGCAGUGAAUUAUAUCAAAACCCUUCAACAUUCACUUCAAAAGCUGCAAAAACAAAGGCUAGAAAUGCUCAGAGGAGGAGGGGGAGGAGGGCCGACAUUAACAACGCCAGCAGUAAUCGACUAUGAACCAUCAUCAUCCCUAGUAGUAGCUUCCAAUUCACCGACAUUGAAUACUAGAGAAGCCUUUUUAGCUGAUCAAGCCGGGCCUUCUUCUGCAUCAUUGAAUAAUAACUCUUCGAGUUCCAUGAUUAACGAUAAUAUGACUUUCUCAUCCAUUCCUUCUACAUUUCAGACAUGGUCUUCGCCAAAUGUAGUCUUGAGCGUGAACGGCGACGAUGCACAAAUUAGUGUUUGUGCACCGAGAAAACCAGGGCUUUUGACUACUUGUUGUUAUGUAUUAGAAAAACAUAAACUUGAAGUAGUAACAGCUCAUGUUUCAUCAGAUUGUUACAGGAGUAUGUUCAUGAUCCAUGCCCAUGCAAAUGGUGCUUGUGAUCAGUUUCCGGAGCCAUUGCCUGUAGAGGAAAUUUACAAGUUGGCAGUCGGGGAGAUGAUAUUCUGGCUCAAUUCUUGA